Molecule: messenger RNA, 3828 nt
Organism: Penicillium soppii
Lineage: Eukaryota; Fungi; Ascomycota; Eurotiomycetes; Eurotiales; Aspergillaceae
Exons: 6
Coding region: 1-3828 (1275 amino acids)
Biological process (GO): transmembrane transport
Cellular component (GO): fungal-type vacuole membrane
Molecular function (GO): oligopeptide transmembrane transporter activity
Source: RefSeq, a predicted model, not a curated record
AUGGAUGGCAACGCCUCCGAACAAAGCCGCCGUAUAGCGGAGGUGUCAUCGUUGUCGGAUGAGCCUAAUGAUCCCACACUAAACCGCCGAGUUCCCGCCACGUCCCCCCAGAGCUUCACUCCGCGCUCACUUCUCGUCGGUUUGAUUAUAGGAGCCCUCAUAACCUUUUCAAACACCUACUUUGGCUUGCAGACAGGAUGGAUCAGUACAAUGGCCAUGCCGUCGGCCUUGAUUGGCUUCUCAGUCUUCAAGGUUUUGUCUAAGCACUUGUCCUUCCCAUUCACACCUGUUGAAAAUGUCUUGAUUCAAACUGUGGCGGGUGCAGUAGGGACUAUGCCACUUGGGUGUGGAUUCGUUGGUGUCAUACCUGCUUUAGAGUUUCUGAUGAAGCCUGGUGAGGACGGACCUGAGGGCGAUGGCGGAGAUGGUGAGGGCGGGCCUCUGAAUCUGAGCUUCUGGAAGCUGGUUAUAUGGAGUCUUGGAGUCUGCCUGUUUGGUGUUGUCUUUGCGGUUCCGUUGCGGAAAGAGGUCAUCGUCCGAGAGAAGCUGCGAUUCCCAAGCGGCACUGCAUCGGCAUUGAUGCUGAAGGUUCUACACGGCUCUGGAAGCGACGAAAAAGUUGUAGCCCCAGAAAGGUCUCAUGCUAGAGUUUUGAGCGCAGAGACCGAACCCUCUGGAGACUCGCAGGAGGGCACUGGUCUUUUGAAGGACGUUGAUGCUGAAGAUCAAGCUUCAAAGGAGCAAGAUUGGCGAUCGAAAAUGCGGCUCUUGGUUGGAGCUUUCGUAGUUUCAGGGAUAUAUACAUUGUUUUCUUACUUUGUCCCUCUCGUCCGUGAUAUUCCCCUGUUUGGUUUGAGCAUGGCUCACAACUGGUUAUGGACUCUCAAUCCCUCACCUGCAUAUAUAGGGCAGGGGAUAAUCAUGGGACCAUCAACAUGCAUGCAUAUGCUCUUUGGGGCUGUGCUAGGAUGGGGUAUCUUAUCGCCCCUGGCUAAGAGCCGCGGGUGGGCUCCCGGCCCAGUGGACAGUUGGGAAGAUGGCAGCAAAGCCUGGAUUGUCUGGAUAUCCUUAGCAAUCAUGCUUGCUGACUCUAUAGUCAGCCUUGGGUGGCUGAUGCUCAGACCCAUUGUGAAGUAUUCUCCAAGGUGGGUAGCUUGGGCCCAGUCCACUCGUACUGGACAAUGGAUUGCACUCCGAUUGCAUUCCAGCCAGCAUUCAUAUAUCAACUACUCCACCUUGGAGUCUGAAUCUCAUGCGUUGUCUCGUGAAGAUGAUAACACCCACCAAGAGGCAUCUACGAGUGAGGAGGAAGAGGAGGAUGCCCCGCCAUCUGAGCUUAUCUCAACUCGCACAGUAGUCAUUCUCCUUCCCUUGACUCUUUUGCUAAAUGUGGCGUGCAUGCACAUUGUAUUUGGCGAUAUCAUUUCCCCCUUCCUCUCUACACUAGCCACCCUUCUGGCUGUUGUCCUGUCCAUCAUGGGAGUUCGGGCUCUUGGCGAGACCGACCUCAACCCGGUUUCGGGUAUCAGCAAGUUGACACAACUCCUUUUCUCGCUCGCCACGCCGUCAUCUCAUUUUUCUAGACGCACUGCGCUAGUGACGAAUCUCCUCGCUGGUGCAGUGUCCGAGUCAGGAGCUCUCCAAGCUGGUGAUAUGAUGCAGGACUUGAAGACUGGCCACCUUCUUGGCGCGAGCCCCAAGGCUCAAUUUUACGGUCAGAUGAUCGGGAGUCUCGUGGGUGCAGUUCUGUCAACUGCUGUAUAUAAACUAUAUGUGAAUGUCUACGAAGUACCGGGCGAUAUGUUCCAGACCCCCACUGCGUAUGUCUGGAUCUUCACAGCGCGCCUCGUGACUGGCCAAGGCCUACCCGAUAUGGCUUGGCAAGCAUCCACUAUUGCUGGAAUUGUGUGGGUCAUCAUCACGGCAUUGAGGAUUGCAACUGCGUCCCCUUAUUUCUCACAGAACGGACAUCCCCCAGCCUGGAGAUCGUGGAUCCCGGGUGGUAUUGCAGUGGCCGUCGGGAUUUUCAACGUCCCUUCGUUCACCUUGGCAAGAGCCAUAGGAGGCAUUAUUGCAUGGUGGUGGUCGAAGAAGCACUCACAAACGAGCGCCAAUCCCCAUGUUGCUUCAGGAACUAGCAAUGGUCUGGGCUCUUCCACACAGGCUGAUACAACGUCUGGAUUGCGCUCUGCACAGUCAGUGCCUACGACAGCCAAGGAAGAUUCGGAAAAGGCAGAUGCUGCCUCAUCUACCGUUGUUGUUUUAGCUUCUGGCCUCAUCCUGGGUGAAGUAGUCAACAUCCCUGAAAGCGGCCGGCUCCUGCCGACCAAACCCCGCGUGAUAACCCGAUGCGCGCUGCCGAACAUCCGAGACCGAAAGCUUCGCACGCGGCCCCAGGGGUUGGGAUUCGGGAUUACCAAGCAGUUUAAGAUCGCCGAGAUGUCGAAACUGAAAAUUCCAACAAUAAAACCGACAACCUCGAACGACAUUGACCUCUGGACGCCAACGUUGCCGAGGACUGCCCCGAGGGUUCCUGAGAAGAACCCAUCCCCUUGCCCUACAGCCCUUGAUCCCGCAUACCUAGUCAAGUGGGACCACGACGAUCCAUUGAAUCCCCAGAAUUGGUCUGUAAAGUACAAAUGGUGGGUGACUUUUCAAUUGGGUAUGCUUGCUUUGGCGGGCAGUUUGGGUUCGAGCAUCACAACACCGGCCGAUGACACCAUCGCCGAGUAUACUGGAGUGAGCAAUGAACUUGCUGUGUUGGAUGUUUCUCUCUAUCUACUUGGGUUCGUUUUCGGUCCUAUCAUCUGGGCUCCUCUUUCAGAAAUUUUGGGCCGAAGAGUGAGCAUCCUGCCAGCCGUCUUUUGUUUGGCUCUCUUCUCUAUCGGGACAGGCGUGAGUAGAGAUGCUUCUUCAGUCUUCGUCACGAGAUUUUUUGCUGGAUUCUUCGGUUCGGCGCCGAUCAGUAACGUCACCGCCGCACUAGGUGAUAUGUGGAGCAAAGAGACGAGAGGAACAGCCGUCAGUCUCUACGCCGUAGCUGUCAAUGUUCUUCUCAAACGUAAAGCACAGCAACUUCGAAGGGAUCAGAACGACCCGAGAUUCUAUCAUCCUCAUGAACAUAUGAAACUUGAUGUCAAAUCUGUUCUUACAAAGCAACUCGCUCGCCCAUUGCGGAUGCUCAUCACUGAACCCAUUGUCACAUGUAUCGCAUUCUAUGCCGCAUUUGUCUACGGUGUUAUGUAUCUUACUCUCGAGGUGUUCCCUCUUGCAUUCCAAGAGGCCCGCGGCUGGAAUCGGCUUGUCGGUUCAUUGCCGUUCUUGGGAUUAUUGAUUGGUGUCAUAUCCUCCGUGGGUCUCAACAUCUGGAAUCAAUACCGCUAUAAUCGUAUCUCGAAAGAGGCAAAUGGGAAGGCUGUACCCGAAGCACGGCUUCCUCCUAUGGCAUUUGGCGCAAUCUUUAUCGUCGCCGGACUCUUUUGGUUUGCGUGGACUGCUGAGCCGCCUCAUCAUUGGAUCUUACCAUGCUUGGCAGCUGUAUUUAUCGGCAUAGGAUUCAACUGCAUCUUCCAACAGUGUCUGAACUUUUUGAUUGAUGUCUACAAGGUCUACGCUGCUAGUGCAACGGCAGCGAUUACUUUUCUUCGAAGUUUGAUGGCUGCUGGGCUUCCCUUGGCGGCUAAGCCCAUGGUUAGAGCAUUGGGAAUUGGCCCAUCUGUUUCAAUCAUUGCUGCCGUUGCUGCAGCGUUGCUUCCAGUGCCAUUUUUGUUCAUGAAGUACGGCCCAAAGCUGCGAGGGCUAUCGAAGCUCGCGCCUGAGGAUUCAUAA